GUGAUGUUCAUAAGACGUCUCUCGGUGAAGUCAAGGUUGCUCUUCGCACAAACAGAACAUUUCUUCUGCGUUUCCUUCAAACUUCUCCUUCAUCCAUUUUUCGCUCCAAACAAUACAAACGCUGCAACCACACAAACCCUCUUCGCUUUGAAUUCUGAAAGAAUAGAGGAUUAUGGGUUGCUUUGGCUUCUGCACCGGAGAUGAUAGUGUUGCAAUUGCUGACAGAGGACCUUUCAUGCAAAACACUCCUACUGGGAACGCCAGUUAUCAUGGCAGACAUAAUGCAGUGCCUCCUCCUCGGCCAAUAAAUUUUCAACCUAUUGCUGUCCCUUCCAUUACAGUAGACGAAUUGAAGUCUUUAACAGAUAAUUUUGGCUCAAAAUCUUUCAUUGGUGAGGGUGCAUAUGGGAAAGUAUAUCAAGCUACAUUGAAAACUGGGCGUGCAGUGGUAGUCAAAAAGUUAGAUUCCAGUAAUCAGCCAGAGCAAGAAUUUCUUUCUCAGGUCUCCAUCGUAUCAAGGCUAAAGCAUGAAAAUGUUGUUGAGCUUGUUAACUAUUGCGUUGAUGGUCCUUUCCGUGCCCUUUCCUAUGAGUAUGCUCCUAAAGGAUCCCUUCAUGAUAUUCUUCAUGGACGAAAAGGAGUCAAGGGUUCACAACCCGGGGAAGUGCUCUCAUGGGCUCAGAGAGUUAAAAUUGCUGUUGGAGCAGCCAGGGGACUUGAAUAUCUUCAUGAAAAGGCAGAGAUUCACAUCAUCCAUCGUUACAUUAAGUCUAGUAACAUACUUCUUUUUGACGAUGACGUUGCAAAGAUUGCUGAUUUUGACUUGUCAAAUCAAGCCCCUGAUGCAGCUGCACGUCUUCAUUCUACCCGUGUUCUUGGGACUUUUGGUUAUCAUGCUCCGGAAUAUGCAAUGACGGGACAACUCACUUCAAAAAGUGAUGUUUAUAGCUUUGGAGUUAUACUGCUAGAACUCUUAACCGGGCGUAAACCAGUUGAUCACACACUGCCCCGAGGACAGCAAAGCCUUGUCACCUGGGCAACACCAAAGCUCAGUGAAGAUAAGGUGAAGCAGUGUGUUGAUGUUAGACUAAAGGGAGAGUACCCUUCAAAGUCAGUUGCAAAGAUGGCUGCUGUUGCUGCACUGUGUGUACAGUAUGAAGCUGAGUUUCGGCCAAACAUGAGCAUUAUAGUGAAAGCUUUGCAGCCUCUACUGAAUACUCGUUCUACUCACGCAAAGGAAUCACCAAACAUGUGUCAGUGAUUACUCGUUUUGAGGCAUACUGUAUUAAAGUCCCACUUGUGUUAUUAUAUUUGUGGCUCAAGUAAACGAUGAUGCUAUAUAAAUAGUGAUGUAGGUGUCAAGAUCCUAUCAUAGAUAGUUCUGUUUAUGGCUUUUUGAAGGUUUUAUUUUUUGUUUGUUUUUCGGUUUCCUUUUCUACAAGCCAUGUAAAAGUAAAUAUAUAUUACUUUUCAUGGACAAUGCAUGAUGUCACCUUGAAUUAUAAUUUUCAUGGGAAUCUAGAAGCAUUUUUAUUUUUUCAU
Messenger RNA from Vigna radiata var. radiata (mung bean), 1542 nucleotides. RefSeq names its product pto-interacting protein 1. Gene Ontology annotation, biological process: protein phosphorylation. The record is from RefSeq and is a predicted model, not a curated record. The transcript is spliced from 9 exons. The coding region runs from base 173 to 1261 and encodes 362 amino acids. Lineage: Eukaryota; Viridiplantae; Streptophyta; Magnoliopsida; Fabales; Fabaceae. Gene Ontology annotation, molecular function: protein kinase activity; ATP binding.